Penaeus chinensis is the source of this 1447-nucleotide messenger RNA. Its product is annotated as glutamate receptor ionotropic, delta-1-like. The transcript is spliced from 5 exons. The record is from RefSeq and is a predicted model, not a curated record. Bases 142 to 1191 code for a protein of 349 amino acids. Lineage: Eukaryota; Metazoa; Arthropoda; Malacostraca; Decapoda; Penaeidae. Gene Ontology annotation, cellular component: membrane. Gene Ontology annotation, molecular function: ligand-gated monoatomic ion channel activity.
UUCAAAUCUCUAUCUACCGAACUAUUAAGUACGUACAUAUGCAGUACGUAUGUAUUUCAUGCGCAUCCACUGGAGUGACGUAACCCAGCCGCCCUGCCGUCCCUUCAGGUGAUCCUUCGAGUGCAGGAGCGACGCGCGUUCAUGUCGCCCAUGAAACUGGCCAUCAUGCCUCAUCUCCUCGAGCUCUACGACUUCACGACCGUCAUCGAGCCCGCGACCCUGGGCUUCAGCAUGGCCAAGCCCACCCUUAAGCCGCGCUGGCAGAGCCUCUACUACCCGCUCACCGAAGGUGUCUGGGCCUCCAUCCUGGCGGUGCUCGCGCUGGUGCCCGUGGCGCUAAUCCUGAUCACUCGAGCAGGCGGCCGUAUGGGAAGCCAAAGUAUCAGUAGCAUGCAGAGGCUGGUCCUCGAGGUGGCUGGGUCUCUCGUGAGUCAGAGUUCCUCAGGGCGAGGGUAUGACACCUCGUCCACUCGGGUGCUGUUCGCCACUUGGCUCAUCUUCUCCUUCAUCGUCAGCACCGCCUACAGAGGAAAUCUCACCGCAUUCCUUACGAUUCCCAAGUACCCGGAUCGACCUGAAACCCUCGAGCAGUUCAUACAGACAGGGGCUAAAGCGACAUACCCGCCUGAUGUCGUUGACUUUUACAAUAACUUCAAGAAAUCGGAUUCCUAUUUAUAUACAACCCUUGCAAGUCGCAUGACAUUAGUUCCUAACUUCCAAGUCGGACUUCAAGAGGCUAUUGAUCUUGGCCAAGGCUAUUUCUACGAGCGGAUGUCUCUAAAGCUAGCGAUCGAAGAGUACUUCACGUCCGCCGAUGGGACCACCAAGCUGUACGUGGCCGGCCAGAACAUCUUGCCCGCGUACUGCGCCUGGCCCAUCCCCUGGGGCGUUCCGUACAAGGAGAAGCUCAACCAGUUUAUCAUGGCUUUUCAGGCUGCUGGACUGAUCGAGAAAUGGACCGAAGACGUCCUGAAGGGAGCGCACAAGAAAAACACCGCCAAACAGCGCCAAGGAACGGCUACGGACGAGAUGGAAUCGGAUGACGACAGGGAGGACAGCAGCAGCCGAGGGAUCAUGGCGCUGACGCUGACACACUUACAGGGCCCGAUCUUCUUGCUGUUGCUCGGCCUCCUCGUCUCAAGCCUUGUCUUCUGCGUGGAGGUGUUGGCUUCGUGGAUCCUGAAGGAGUAACUUGUACAGCUGGUAAUGGCUAGCUUCUGGAUUUUAAUGACGACUGGAUAACGAGAGAAAAAAAAAAGCAAAUUUGAUUCGUUUCCUUCUUCAGCCAUAUCAACUGUAUUGCAUUUAUUCCGUUCCUAUCUCUUUAUCGUCCAUGUAUGUUCUAUAGCUUAUCCAAAUUAUGAUACAGAUGUACUUCACACUUAAAGCUAGACUUUCUGGGAUUCAUACAUUAUAAUCGGCAUCUUGCCAUUAAUCACUUAGAAUA